UGAAUAUAAUAAUGAAUUGUUUCAGCUUUAAUUGAUAGUUGAUCGUAAUUGAAAUACUUACGUGCGGCGUUGCUAUGUAUUUAGCACAAAAAUUCCGGAGCGAGAUAUAUGAAAGCUUGCAGAGCGAGAGAUCCAGAUUUGAAUAAAUGUGCAUUGAAAAAUGGCAAUGAAGCAAUUCGAUAUAUUGUUAAAGGAGACCGUAAAUACAGAAUUCCUAGAAUGAUACCACUGGAAAUUCCAAGUGUAACUGUUAAAGGUGGUAAAAAUUUGAAUGUAAAGAUGGAUAAUCUGAAAAUAUAUGGACUCGAUAAAGCUAAGUUAAUCGAUAUCAACAUUGAUCUACCAAGAAAAAUCUUCAAAAUUGUAUUGAGUGCUGAAACCAUUACUGUUAUUGGCGAUUACGAUAUUGAUGCCAAAGUCCUCAUACUACCAAUUAAAGGGAGAGGACCUUCUAAUAUAACACUGUACAACCCAGUCAUAACAUAUACCCAAGAAUUUGAACUCGAAAUGAGAAGAGGUGACUAUCAUGGUUACAUAAAGAAUUCUGAAUUGCAUUAUGAAAUAGAUAGAGUCUUUUAUUACUUUGGAAAUUUAUUUGAUGGAAAUGAACAAUUAGGUAUUGAAACAAACAGACUGCUGAACGAAAACUGGCCUAUUGUCCACAACGACUUAUCCAGACCAGUAGGAGAGACAAUACUAGAAGUUAUAAACAGUAUAAUAGAAAAUGUGUAUGAUUUGAUUCCUUAUCAAAGUAUGAUUUUGUUCGAUUAGCUCCUGAUUCUUGUUUUAUAUAGAGACAUUUUUCAAUCAACAGCUAUCAUUUCAAAAUAGAGGAUAUUAAUAAUUUAUAAUACUCCACUAGUUGAUUGAAUUGAUUUUGAUACAUCCAGUUUGUAUGAUCUUGAUAAUAUUGAUUCUUCAUAAUUUCAAAUCUGUUCAUAAUAUGUACAUAAUAUAGAAAUACAAUAAAAAUAAAUAUUUUUACAUAGGUAAACAUAGA
Molecule: messenger RNA, 1000 nt
Organism: Harmonia axyridis
Lineage: Eukaryota; Metazoa; Arthropoda; Insecta; Coleoptera; Coccinellidae
Product: circadian clock-controlled protein daywake-like
Exons: 6
Coding region: 109-771 (220 amino acids)
Source: RefSeq, a predicted model, not a curated record